This is a messenger RNA of Sphaerodactylus townsendi, 3162 nucleotides long. RefSeq names its product myelin transcription factor 1 (gene MYT1). Gene Ontology annotation, cellular component: nucleus. The record is from RefSeq and is a predicted model, not a curated record. The coding region runs from base 19 to 3096 and encodes 1025 amino acids. The transcript is spliced from 20 exons. Gene Ontology annotation, molecular function: RNA polymerase II cis-regulatory region sequence-specific DNA binding; zinc ion binding; DNA-binding transcription factor activity, RNA polymerase II-specific. Gene Ontology annotation, biological process: regulation of transcription by RNA polymerase II. Lineage: Eukaryota; Metazoa; Chordata; Lepidosauria; Squamata; Sphaerodactylidae.
UCCAGAUGAGUUUAGAGAAUGACGAUAAGCGAGCCCGCACGCGAUCAAAGGCAAUCCGAGUGCCUACAGAACUCCUUGGUUGUCUCUCCCUCUAGCUGCCCCACUCCGGGAUGUAACGGUUCGGGACACAUCCGGGGAAAGUACGCACGGCACCGGAGUUUGCAAAGUUGUCCGCUGGCAAAGAAGAGGAAGCUUCAAGAUGCAGAGGCCGAACACCUGGCGACCAAGAGGAAAUCCCACCCCCUUAAACUAGCCCUCGACGAAGGCUACAGCGUGGACAGCGACGCCAGCGAGGAGGCGGAGGUGAAAGAGGAGUCGGUGACCGACGAUUCAGAGUGCACCUUGGAAGAAGACGAGGCCGAAGUGGCCGAGCAGGAGGAAAGCUGCUGCAGCCCUCCGCCGGCAGAAGGGCAGAAUUCCCCGAGUCCACGUCCCGGGCAAAGUAUGGGCUCCGAUUCCCCCGGCCUUCUCAAGGCCAGCUACAACAGCUAUCAAGUUGCCAACUCUCUUUUAAACCUCGGCCAAAUAGCAGGAGGGACUCUGGCGGCCCACGGGCCUGAGAGCGAAGGGCAAGUCUCCAAAGCCAGCGAGAACGCCAUGCACUUAGUAGACAAAGGAGCCACAGAGGAGGAGGAAGAGGAGGAGGAGGAAGAAGAGGAAGAGGAGGAGGAGGAGGAGUGCGAGAAGGAGAUCAUCAUCCACACGGAGGAUGCAGAGGAAGUCAUCGAGGUCACCAGCGAACGCAGCAGCGACGUGUGCCUGGAAAAUCGGGACGACGAGGCGAGCGGCGAAGAAUUCUGCAAACUGGGGAAGGAGGAAGAGGAGGACAAUGACGAAGAGGAGGAGGAGGAAGAGGAGGAGGAGGAGGAGGAGGAGGAGAGGAUGGCUGAAGUGAUUUGUGAAGAAGCUCGGCGCGCGUCUCAGGAUUCCCCCAGAACCCACUGUGAAGGGCAGGUGGCCAGCCCCAAGCCUGAGUACUCUGUCAUUGUGGAGGUGAGGUCUGACGAUGACAAGGACGAUGACUCCCACUCCCAGAAAUCCACAGUGACGGACGAGUCGGAGAUGUAUGACAUGAUGACCCGUGGGAACCUGGGCCUCUUGGAACAGGCCAUUGCCCUGAAAGCAGAACAGGUGAAGGUCGUAAGGGAGCCCAACCAGCUGACCGGGGAACACGUCAAACAUUUCCAGGUGGAGGAAAAGCACAGCAAAGCCCUGGACUCCAUCAGAAAGAGCUACUACGGCAAAGAUCCUUCAAGACCCGAGAAACGGGAGAUCAAAUGCCCAACUCCCGGCUGCGAUGGCACAGGUCACGUCACGGGGCUGUAUCCUCACCACCGUAGUCUGUCUGGCUGCCCGCACAAAGACAGGAUCCCUCCGGAGAUCUUGGCCAUGCACGAGAAUGUAUUAAAAUGCCCCACACCUGGAUGUACUGGACAGGGCCAUAAAGAACAGCACCUGAAUGCCUCCCGCAGUUUAUCCGGAUGCCCCAUCGCUGCUGCUGAGAAACUAGCCAAAUCUCACGAGAAACAGCAGCCGCCGACGGGCGACCCUUCAAAGAAUAGCUCGAAUUCUGAUCGGAUACUCAGGCCUAUGUGCUUUGUGAAGCAACUGGAGGUGCCUCAGUACGGGAGCUACAGGCCGAAUAUGGUUCCCACCACGCCAAGGGCCAACUUGGCCAAGGAGCUGGAGAAAUACUCCAAGGUCACCUUCGAUUAUGCAAGUUUUGAUGCUCAGGUUUUUGGCAAACGCAUGCUUGCCCCAAAGAUUCAGACUAGCGAAACCUCACCUAAAGCCUUUAAAUCCAAACCUUUUCCAAAGGCCUCUUCCCCCGGCCACAGUCCCUCGAGCAGUUACGUGAAGAGCACUUCGUCUUCGUCCACAGGCUUCGACUACUCCCACGAUGCCGAGGCUGCGCACAUGGCCGCCACCGCCAUCUUGAACCUCUCCACCCGCUGCUGGGAAAUGCCUGAAAAUCUCAGCACUAAGCAACAAGAUCUCCCGGGCAAGUCAAUGGACAUCGAGGUGGACGAAAACGGGACUUUGGACUUAAGUAUGAACAAGCACCGCAAACGCGAGAGCGCCUUCCCCAGCAGCAGCAGCUGCAGCAGUAGCCCCAGCAUCAAAUCCCCGGAUGUCUCCCAACGCCAAAACAGCACCAGUGCCACCAGCAGCACCAUGACCUCACCCCAGUCCAGCCACGCGUCCCGGCAGGACGAGUGGGACGGCCCCAUCGACUACACCAAACCAAAUCGGCAGCGGGAAGAGGAGCCGGAAGAGUCGGAGCCUGCCGUCCGAUCUUUCGCUUCAUCGGAAGCAGACGACCAGGAAGUACAUGAAGAACAUUUCGAAGAGAGGAAAUACCCUGGGGAAAUCACCUUAACCAACUUCAAGUUGAAGUUUCUUUCCAAGGAGAUCAAGAAAGAGCUGCUUACUUGCCCUACCCCAGGCUGUGAUGGCAGCGGACACAUCACUGGGAACUAUGCUUCUCACCGCAGCCUUUCUGGUUGUCCUCUUGCUGACAAGAGCCUCAGAAAUCUCAUGGCUGCCCACUCUGCUGACCUCAAGUGCCCAACUCCAGGCUGUGAUGGCUCCGGCCACAUAACAGGAAAUUAUGCAUCACAUAGAAGUUUGUCAGGCUGUCCUCGUGCCAAGAAAAGUGGCAUCAAGAUCACCCCCACAAAGGAUGACAAAGAGGACCCAGAGCUGAUGAAGUUGCCCGUUCCCUGGAUUGUCGGCCUGUCUGGGUGUCCAAGAGCUACUUUUGCUGGAAAAAAGGGGAAAAUCUCAGGGGAUGAAAUUCUCAACACUAAAUUCAAGACCAGCGAUGUUCUAGAGAACGAUGAAGAAAUUAAGCAGCUAAACAAAGAAAUUAGCGAGCUUAACGAGUCCAACACGGAGAUGGAAGCUGCUAUGGUGAAGCUGCAGUCACAGAUCUCAAGCAUGGAGAAGAACCUCAAGAGCAUUGAGGAGGAGAACAAGAUGAUCGAGGAGCAGAACGAAGCCCUCUUCCUGGAGCUCUCAGGGCUGAGCCAGACGCUAAUCCAAAGUCUCGCCAAUAUCCGCCUUCCACACAUGGUGAGAAUCUCAUUUUCCUGAGACGUUUCUCUCAUAGCCGCGGAAGGGACCAGGAACGGCAAAAGAGACCUGGGCCGGGUUUUGAAG